This is a messenger RNA of Diprion similis, 2367 nucleotides long. Its product is annotated as phenoloxidase 1-like. The record is from RefSeq and is a predicted model, not a curated record. The transcript is spliced from 7 exons. Lineage: Eukaryota; Metazoa; Arthropoda; Insecta; Hymenoptera; Diprionidae. The coding region runs from base 91 to 2169 and encodes 692 amino acids.
UCAACACUUGCGUUUACUAUAUAAGAUAUCUUCUAAGAUUUCUACAGUAGUUGGUCUCCUACCAUCUUAUACUGUAGAUAGUUGUCCAACAUGUCGCGAAGUGUGUCAGAUAUACUGUAUCUCUAUGAUCGUCCAUCGGAACCAAUAUUUGUCCCACGUGGCAAUAACUCAACCACAUUCAACGUUCCACCAAGUUAUUUAGUGGAAAGAUAUCAAUCUGUUCCAUCGGUUUUGUCCCGGGUUGGUGAUGAUGUCCCAAGAAUUGCUGUCAAUACAAUAAAUGUACCGUCACUCGGCAUAGCAACCAAUUUGGCUCGCACAGAGAAUUUUUCUCUCUUCAUGCCGAGCCACCGCAAAAUGGCUGGACGUCUAAUUGAGAUUCUACUGGGAAUGGCAACUUAUGAUGAUUUUCUAUCAGCAUCAGUUUUUUGCCACGAUCGAAUCAAUCCCCAAAUGUAUAUUUACUGUUUGUCCGUUGCUAUUCUGCAUCGACCAGAUACUAGAGAUCUGCCAAUACCUGCCUUGUGUGAAGUCUUCCCAGACAAGUUUGUAACAAACGGAAUUUUUGCACAAGUACGAGAGGAAGCAAACCUUGUUGCAUCUGGCUCAAGGAUGCCAAUUGAAAUCCCUCGAGACUACAGUGCAUCUGAUUUAGAUGUGGAGCAGAGACUUGCAUAUUUCCGUGAAGAUUUGGGUAUCAAUCUACACCACUGGCAUUGGCACUUAGUCUAUCCACCUUCUGGGCCAAUGCAAAUAGUUAACAAAGAUAGACGUGGCGAACUUUUGUACUACAUGCAUUCACAGAUUAUGGCUAGAUAUAACUUUGAACGAUUUUGCAAUGAUCUUCCACGUGUAGAACGUUGGAACAGGUGGCGCGAACCAAUUGCCGAAGCUUAUUUUCCCAAACUGGAUUCGUUUGUAUCUAGUCGUGCUUGGCCUGCCCGUCCAGCUAAUUCAAAGCUGAAGGAUGUUAAUCGCACAAUUGAUCAACUUCAAUUUGACAUAGAAGACCUGGAAAGAUGGAGAGAUCGUAUUGCUGAGGCAAUUUCAACUGGAUCUGUAAUAAAUGAGAGAGGUCAAACUGUACCACUGACAGAGAAGGAUGGUAUAGAUGUAUUGGGAAACCUCAUGGAAGCUUCUGUUCUUUCUCCAAAUUUUAAUUAUUACGGUGAUUUGCACAACUAUAUGCACAUAGCACUAUCAUUUGUACAUGACCCGGAUCACAGAUAUUUGGAAUCCUUUUCACCUAUUGGGGAUCCCGCUGUCACCAUGAGAGACCCUGUGUUUUAUCGUCUACAUGGUUGGGUAGAAUCCAUUUUUCAACUGUAUAAAGGGACGCUCCCUCCAUAUACAGUGGAACAAUUGAAUAACCCAGGAGUUGAUGUAACAGGUGUGGAAGUGGUUACAGAGAAUCAGUCAAAAAACAUAUUUCAUACCUUCUGGCAGCAGAGUGACGUUGAUAUGUCGCGAGGCUUGGAUUUCAUACCCAGAGGUUCUGUUUUCGUAAGGUUCACACAUUUGCAGUAUACUCCAUAUAUUUACAGAAUCCAGGUAAAUAACAAAAGUGGAACAAACAAAAUAGGAACCUGUAGAAUAUUUCUGGCACCAAAGCAAGAUGAGCUCGGUAGACCUAUGGUUUUCACAGAUCAAAAAAAUAUGAUGAUCGAACUGGACAAAUUCACCGUAAACUUAAAACCUGGAGUCAACACCAUUGAGCGUAACUCGACUUUGUCAUCUGUAACAAUUCCAUUUGAAAGAACUUUUAGGAAUUUGACUGACAAUGUUCCAACUGAUGUUAAUAAGCUUGAUGCUUUUAACUUCUGUGGUUGCGGUUGGCCUCAGCACAUGCUUCUUCCAAAAGGAACUGAAAGUGGCUAUGCGACAGAACUUUUUGUUAUGAUUUCCAACUACGACAAUGACAAGAUCGAACAAGAUGUAGGUGGACAGUGCAGUGAUGCUGCCAGUUUCUGCGGAAUACGAAACAAAAAGUAUCCAGAUGCUCGAGCAAUGGGGUAUCCAUUUGAUCGUCUACCACGUAAUGGUGUUAAUACUUUAUCCCAAUUUUUGACACCAAAUAUGAGAACUGCCACCGUGCAAAUACGUCAUACAAAUUCCAUCUUACGUCGGCCAAAUCAACUGACUGCUAAUCCAUCCGUAACAAGGACUUAGCUCUUGUAGAAGUGUGUAUAUCUAUCUCGGAAAUACAACCGUUGAUGUUAUACGUAGAAACCACAACAAGAAUAAUUAUAUAAUAAUAGUAAUCUAUAUAUAAUUUCAUUUCAUUUAUUAUGACCGAUUUUUAUGUAAACAACUACGUUUAAUCGAAUAGAACAUAAUCACAGUAUACUUAAUACAAGAAAUCGCGCU